GUAGGUCAGCCUUCAACCAAAAUGGAGUUCUCGGAGUCCGUGCUGAAAGGGCUUCAAUAUUUGGCAGAUCCGGAGCACAUUGAUGUGAAAGCAUUCUCGACUUUGGUAGAUGUAGCAUUCGGUAGUUUACUCGCCUCCCACACCGACGAAGCGAUUUUAGAUGGUCCAGAAUUAAAACACAUUGACCAGACCUUGCUGAAGCACUGUCAUGUUGCUGCCACAACUUGCAUUCUGGAAAUUGCAAAGCAGAACACGGAUAAAUCAACUAUUUGCUCUUGUCUGGAAGAUAUUAAAUUUGAUGCCGAGAGAAUAGACAUAUUUUACACGUCAUAUCAGAAAAACAAACGUGAAUUGGGAAAUCUGUUGUCCGGUAUAGGCCGAUGUCCACCGCGUGUAUGUGAGGCUUCAUGGCGCCUGGAUUACCAAAUAAAGAACAGUCACAUGCACAAGGUUAACCAGCCGGCCUAUUUGAUUACUCUGAACGUCGAGAACGUUGGCGCAAGAUCGACAGAUGAUGUUCAAUUUAGUUGCACAAUGGAACAACUUCAGGAUCUUUUGGGAAAGCUGAAAGACGCGGCAAAGAGUUUGGACAAGGCCACACAGAUGUAAAGAAUGUUUGGGCUACUGCGACAGUAGACGUGCCAGUGGAAUCUGACUACACGUGACCCCUUACGACGAAGUUUUGAUGACAGGAAUCUUCGGUGGAUACUGAUUUGUUGCCCCUUUCUGCUUCUCUUUUUAAUGAAACGACAAAACAGACCACAUCAUUAAAGUAUGGGAAAGAGAACAUGUAAAAUGUCUUAUGAAUUAAACAUUCCUGUCUUAAAAACUACAUAUUUGACUUGUUCUACCAACUGUUUGCUUAUUGUUGAUGAAUGUUUGAAUUUUGUUUGUUUAAAAGUCACUGUAUGAAUAAUGAAACGCAAAAGCUCCAACUUUGAUGAUUCCUGCAUAUCGAUGUGCGUGUCGGUAAAGGCUUGCAUUUGUAGAAAAAUACAUGUAAUACACCAAUUGUAUAAUAAAAACAGUAAUCAGCCAGUAA
Messenger RNA from Megalops cyprinoides (Indo-Pacific tarpon), 1042 nucleotides. RefSeq names its product COMM domain containing 3 (gene commd3). The record is from RefSeq and is a predicted model, not a curated record. Lineage: Eukaryota; Metazoa; Chordata; Actinopteri; Elopiformes; Megalopidae. Bases 22 to 609 code for a protein of 195 amino acids. Gene Ontology annotation, biological process: sodium ion transport. The transcript has 8 exons.